AUGGGCUCAAUAUACUCCAACACUGUAAAACAAUCAGCUGAGAUAUCUUUUCUCUGCAGGUACAGGGAAAGUCAGCUAGUAAAGUUGGAUAUACAAAUCAAUGGUGAUCCUGUGGAGGCGUUGUCGACAAUUGUACACAGAGAUAAGGCAUACUCUGUUGGCAGGGCACUGACACAAAAACUCAAAGAACUUAUACCUCGACAAAUGUUUAGAGUUCCUAUUCAAGCAUGUAUUGGUACAAAGGUCAUUGCAAGCGAAGCCCUGUCGGCCAUCAGGAAGGAUGUCCUGUCAAAAUGCUAUGGUGGUGACAUAACGAGAAAAAAGAAAUUGCUGAAGAAACAGGCUGAAGGAAAGAAGAGAAUGAAAGCAAUCGGAAGGGUUGAUGUUCCCCAAGAAGCAUUCAUGGCUGUGUUGAAGCUGGAAAAAGAGGUGCUAUGAAGUAGCUCGUGUAAUCUUUCUGAAGCCUCCUUUCUGCUGUAAGGAUCUCAGCUUGGAAGCGACAUGCGAUUACACUCAAAAGAGUCUGAGAGGUUGCUUUCAACUUGCCAUGCCUCAGACUAAAGGAGCCAAUUGACUAUAGAUCAGUGGAAAGCAGCUAACCUGAAAUUCACUGAUAUUGCUUCGAACAUCAGGUUAUGAAGCCUAAAAAGCACGCGGGACACAAUUUUGGCAGACACAUGUACAAAACUCUUGUUGUAAAAAGGUCAUUACGUACUUCAAUUACUUGUAAUGCUAUAAUAUGACAUGUUCCACAGUAGAAUAUAUAUUCGCAAAUUGAUAUAGCAAGCAUCA
Panicum virgatum (switchgrass) is the source of this 792-nucleotide messenger RNA. RefSeq names its product translation factor GUF1 homolog, chloroplastic-like. Gene Ontology annotation, biological process: positive regulation of translation. The coding region runs from base 1 to 438 and encodes 145 amino acids. Gene Ontology annotation, molecular function: GTP binding; ribosome binding. The transcript is spliced from 5 exons. The record is from RefSeq and is a predicted model, not a curated record. Lineage: Eukaryota; Viridiplantae; Streptophyta; Magnoliopsida; Poales; Poaceae.